Molecule: messenger RNA, 2328 nt
Organism: Elaeis guineensis (African oil palm)
Lineage: Eukaryota; Viridiplantae; Streptophyta; Magnoliopsida; Arecales; Arecaceae
Product: GDP-mannose transporter GONST1
Source: RefSeq, a predicted model, not a curated record
GUUUACCGUUCCAACCCACGCCGCCCCGGCGACGCCCGAGGCCUUCACGUUUUCUACGCCCUCCCCUCCCAUGCCCUCUCGUUGCUGCCCCUCUCAACACUCAAAACUAUGGGCGGGCCGACACUUGGCUUCAUGCCUCCAUCCAUGGACAUGAAGGAGGGGUUCUACAGAUGAAAUAAAUCUAUUUUUGACUUGCUCGUUCUCGGGAAGAGGUUCGACGACUUUGCCUGGGGCUCGAUGGCUCCAGCUCCCGGGGAUCGCGGAGGCAUCCCCGAUCUAUCCUUCUGUUGUUGUGCAGGUGCCUCCUCGUCCUCCUCGAUAGAAGAGCUUGCGCACUCGGAGGAGUUGAAUCUAAGGCUGCCCACCUCAAGAUCCACGCCCUUCGCUUCUUCUCCAUCUCCCACUCCCUCCUUUGCGUGCCCAUUCACGUUGUCGGCACACCAGUGCAUUCCUUCGAUUCCUCCUUUUAAAAGCCCCCGCCCCUGUUCUUUCAUUUAUUCCAAUCUCCUCUGCCUCUUUGGGGACGCCUGCACCAGGCGAUCUGAUUCGUCCAGAUCCGAGAAGAAGCAGAAGCUCUGUUUUCUUGUUAAUUGUCUGUGAGGUGCAGUGCCAUGCCCACGGGUUUCAAAUCAGAUUCAUUUAUUAACUAUGGUACAGGGGCUAUAUCCAAGAACUAUGAUGUAGAGGAACCUGACUUCAAAGCUAAGAAUGUGGCUACAGAUUUCAGCAAUAAAGCACUCUACAAGAUCCUUCAUAGUUUUCUAAAGCACGGAAACAACACAUUGAUCACAGUUGCCACAAGAGCCAUGAUUGACAGAACAUAUAAUGGAACUCAAGCAGCGUCAGAUAAUGUCUUUGAUGAAAAUGGAAAGCAGCAUAAUGGAAUUGGAAGUAAAUCUGGGCCAUUGUUAUCUGGAAUAGCUUAUUGCAUUUCCUCUUGCUGCAUGAUAUUGCUGAACAAAGUUGUUCUUUCCAGCUAUGACUUUCAUGCUGGCAUAUCACUAAUGCUCUACCAGAACUUUAUAAGUGUGACAAUUGUCAUAACAUUGGGGUUCUUUGGAGUAGUCACAACAGAAAGGCUCACAUGGAAACUGAUCCGAGUUUGGGUUCCUGUAAACCUUAUAUUUGUCUGUAUGCUGGUGACAGGGAUGUACAGUUUGCAAUACAUAAAUGUUGCAAUGGUCACCGUAUUAAAGAACAUGACAAACAUUUUAACAGCUGUUGGAGAAACAUAUUUUUUCAGAAAACACCAGAAUGAGAAAGUCUGGGCUGCCCUUUUUCUAAUGAUUGUAUCAGCUUUAUGUGGUGGAAUCACUGAUUUAACUUUCCAUGCGGUAGGCUAUACGUGGCAAUUUAUGAAUUGCAUUUUCACAGCAAGCUACUCGCUAAUCCUGCGUUGGAAGAUGGAUACGGCAAAACAAUUGACUCAAUCUGGUUCACUCAAUGAAGUGUCGAUGGUCCUACUGAACAAUUCGCUGUCAUUACCCUUUGCUGUAUUCCUGAUUAUUCUCUUCAAUGAAUGGGAAUAUGUUUACAAGGCGGAUGUAAUCAGGAUGCCUAUAUUCUGGGUGGUGGCGACAGCAAGUGGAUUACUGGGACUUGCCAUCAGUUUCACCUCUAUGUGGUUUCUAAAACAAACUGGCCCCACCAUCUACAGUCUAGUAGGCUCCUUGAACAAGAUUCCAAUCUCCAUUGCUGGUAUCUUGCUGUUCAGAGUCCCAAUUAGUGUUCCCAACUUAUUCAGCAUAGUUUUUGGUCUUCUUGCUGGAAUUUUCUUUGCAAAGGCAAAAAUGUCAUGAUUGCCAUUGAAUGAAGUUACAGAGAUUAUGUUUGAAGUCAUGCAGGGACUCCACAUUACUUGUACACAAAAGCAAUAUGAAGUUUGUUCAUUUAGUUCUUCAAUACAAGCCUAGAGAGGAGCUAGCGAGAUCUCACUUACAAUGUUCAAAGCACCGUAGCAGCGCAGCAUAUUGGUUGGAGAAAAUAUCAUUCAUUUUGUUCCUUCAGUGUGAUGGCGUAAUUUUUCCGACUGCCGGCCCUGCUUUUUCCCCCCCUGCAGGAGUACUGGCGCACAGCAUUGGUGCUGUUAGAUAAUUGCAUGCAAGUUGAAUGAUGAUUCAGGAUUUGAAACAUUUAUUAUGCAAUCAAUAAUACCAAUAUCUUUUGUUUUACUUUUAUAAUUCAGCUGCUUGGUUGUGCAUUUCUUAAAUUUCUGAAGGCAUCUGAUGCAAAAUUAUGUGCAGUAUCUCUGUGACAUAUGAAUUCAUACUUUUUAGCUUAUAUCUCGGUGGAUGAUGGCAUGUUGGCUCAUUGAUCCCGCGAGUCCUA